Onthophagus taurus is the source of this 4136-nucleotide messenger RNA. It is a transcript of the gene mura, whose product is annotated as ring finger protein murashka. Gene Ontology annotation, molecular function: ubiquitin protein ligase activity. Lineage: Eukaryota; Metazoa; Arthropoda; Insecta; Coleoptera; Scarabaeidae. Gene Ontology annotation, biological process: protein ubiquitination. The record is from RefSeq and is a predicted model, not a curated record.
ACCUUUCAAUAAGUUUUCUUAAUUUGUGAGAAAAUCGAUGAAAUCGUUUCCCCACCACCGUCUCCAACGCCAUUUCCUCUUCCUUUGCGUCCCAUCACCCCCGUCGACACCCAUCUUGGGACCUUUGUGUUUGUUGUGUUGGUUGCCAGCGCUGCCUCGGCGAAAUCCGUGCUGUGUGGGCCGCACACACACACAAAAGUCGAGGUGAAGAGAAGAAGUUUCACAACACAAAAAGGAAAAGUUGUGCGUGGAAAAGUGAUCUUUGUUUUCGCGUAACGUUUAAGAAACUAAAAUUUAAUUUUUGGAAGUGAGAAAAAGGGUUUUUUUGGAACGAUAAUUUUGAUGCACGAUCGCGAGCACACCUACUGGAUCGAUAGUGUACUAUAUAUACAGAAAGGCAACACAGCAAACUUAACUACGACGACGAACCCACAUCCUUUCUUAUUCAUAAACGAUUUCGUCGUUCUCGGUGCGUUAAUCACGCCCGUUUAUCGUCUUUUCAUUGUCUACAUAGUUAAGUUUUAACGGGAAACGUUCGUGUGCAUGUCACAAGUUUUUUUUUUGUUUUUGCUGUAGUCUAUUCGAGGAUGAAUCCCAACAAUCAUGGACAACCUCGUAGAAACUCUUCCAAUUUUAGCAGGAAUGGAAGGCCCAGCCACAACCUUCCACAUCAGAAAUGGAACAAUAGGUAUCAAAAAGACUAUUCAAGGGAUUAUGACGGAAAUUGCAACAGAGGAGAGUGUUCCGUGGCGAAUAACAACAGCCCGAAGGAUGCUAAUUAUGUUCAUGGUUACCCAAAACCAGCACAGUUGAGCCCCGUCCUCCGUUCAAAUCACAUGCAUUAUAAUAAUGAAGCAUCAGGGUUAACUCAUCAACAUCAAGAAAGAAGACACAUACAACUUCCGAAUCCGGUAGAACGUCGUCAUAACGUAGGUGUGGGGCCAAGUUACCAACAGCACAACGACCGUCGUCACAAUUUAUCCGAUCGUCGCCACAUAUCGCCUCCCUUACGUAUAAGUAUCUGCGAAAACACGACCUCUCUAUUAGGAUCGCCUCAAGGUGAAUCGAUUCACCCCCGUAAUGUGAUUGAUUUUACUCAAAGAAGACACGGCAGAGAUAUGCGUGUAAGCCCCGUGCAUUUUCAACAGCAUUCGCCGCAAUUUUUUCACCGUCAAACUUCCGAUGAAAGCAUUAAAAGUGAGAGUCCGUCGAGGAAACGAAGGCGAUUGUCGCGAUCCGGGCAUCAUAUUGAUGCGCUUAAUGCUCAACCGUCUUCGCCACCGAGACGUUCUCCAAGACAACAUCAACCGCUGGGUGGAGCUGCAACGCAUCAACCUCCGGGAUUACAAGGAAGUCCGCCUCCGUUACGUAGGCUUAGAUAUCGAGAUCGGGGUGAAUUCACGCAUACUCAUCAUCAUACUUUCUUACCGAGUCCACCACCUGUUGCUCAUCCGCAUCCACACCAAAGUACAGCUGUUAUGAUGGAUUUAAAUCAGGUACCCGUUACAAUACCAAUGAAUCAUCACCACGACAGCAUUUGGAACAUAACGCCACACAUUUCGUUGUGUAGCGCACCACCAGGGGCUCCUCCCCAUAUGCACACGUGCCACGUUCACAAUAUGUAUCCGCCGCAAAUUGUGGCAGCUCAACAAUUUCCUGGUUGUUUACCGCAUCAAGGUUAUGGAGGUUUUCCAAAUCCGCCAAAUGCUCUUUCGGUGCCCAAUCAACAUUAUCCGCAUCCGCAUCAAAAUUUAGCACCACAGCGUCCAGAUAGUAUUGAUUUAGAACUUCUGUCCGAUCAUCACGCUCACACACACACAGCUCUUCACGGUGCUCCAUCCCUCCAUGUAUCCCCAAUCCAGGUGCCACCACCGUCCUCAUUUUUCCUUUCAACGACUGAAGCUCGUAAUCAACAAUUAGAAUUGUUACACAGACGUACUCAACAUAGAAGCGCACGUUUACCACCUCCACCUCGCGCCCGUUGGCACAACGGAUUAGUACCAGCCCCCGCCCAAUAUCCCGGUUUUCUCCUUCAUUUCUUGGCGAUGUUCUCCAAUCCGCCCAUGUCACCGUUCAAUCAAACCGACUUAAGCAGUUCGGAGAGCACAGAAACCGAAAAUUACGAAGCGUUGUUGAAUUUGGCGGAGAGAUUGGGUGAGGCGAAACCGCGCGGUUUGGCUAAGUUAGAAAUCGAGCAGUUGGUUAGUUAUAAAUUUAAUGCGGAUACGCAUCAAGGAGAUCAAACCAGUUGCGUGGUUUGUAUGUGCGAUUUUGAGGCGAGACAAUUGCUGCGUGUGUUGCCUUGUUCGCACGAAUUUCACGCUAAAUGUGUUGAUAAAUGGCUUCGGUCGAAUAGAACGUGCCCAAUUUGUCGUGGAAACGCUUCAGAAUACCUCAACAAUAGUGAUUAGUUACAUCUCAAAAUGCAAAAAAAGAAAAUUAACUCUACAUGCAAAUGAAGAAUAAAAAAGGUAAUUUAGAUUUUUUAGGAACGUCCUCUUAUUAUUACAAUAGUAAUCGCCAGUGCCAUGUGUUGUUGAUAUAUUUUUUGUUUUCCCCACACACUCAUUGUUUUUUUUUUAAUUAUUAUUUAAAUAAUGAAAGGAGAGCGAAAUUUUUUAUUCGCUUAUACAAAAUGGAAAAUCAACAAAAAAAAUAAUCAGAAUCGUUCUACCUCCAGAGUCGUUUUUAGUUAGUUUUUUUUUUUUAAUUUUCAAAGCGUUCGUGUUCGUUAGUUUAUAUUUUAAGCCUCCCGUUUUUCGCUAAACAUCUCUAUUUCGUGGUUUAGACGUGUGUGUGUCGAUCAAAAAGAUUCUUCUAUUUUUUAAAUUUCGGGUUUAAGCUAAAUUUUCUUAGAUGCAAAUAAUUCAAAAAUUACUAAAAUAAAUUAAAUAGUUUUUUGUACUUAGUAGGCCUUGUCUUUUUAUGGAAACAAAGUCGCUUUCUAUGUUUACAGUGGCUUAUUUGAUUCACUUCAUAGUUCAAAAUCUAAAGAGAAGUGAAUUUAAAAGAGAUUUUUUUUAGACAAAAUUUGAACGUAAAAAACUUCAUUUAUUAAACAAAUUGGUUUUUAACAAUAUACAAACUAGAAAAUAGAAGUAUUAUUCAACUUUAUGUCAACUUAUUUGAUACAGUUGAAUUCUGAUAUCCAACUAAUAAACUGCUAUUCGUUUUUUUUGUUAAUUUCAUAUUUGGUAUGAUUGCCUUUGGCAUUUAUCACCGCCUUUAAUCGAUUUGGCAUUGAUUCGAGAAGUUUUUUGGUUACUUGUGGCGUAAUAUUCUGCCAUAUUUCAAGUCUUCUUUAUUGAAUAUUUUGCACUUUCGUAUAUUUUGAUCCAACAUUGUCCAUAGAUUUUUAAUGGGGUUCAUAUCUAUGCUGGUGGUGCCAUUAAGUGAGGGCAAUUCCAAAUAAGCUACGACUACACGAUUCCUGAUUUGUGUUUUGGAUUAUUGUUCUGAUAAAAGCUAAAAUUGCAUCGUAUGCCUAGACGUUCAGCUUCCACCCCCAUGGUUAACUAUAGCUUUUAAAUUCUCCUUUUUUAGUUCCGUAUUUGAUUCAAUAAAAAUUACCUCAUUCCAAAACUCUAGGUUCUUCGAAAUAUGUUCUUUUCCAAAGUAAAGCCGACUUACCUGAUUUUUUUAUUUAUAAAGGGCCUUCUUACGUAUUACUCGCCCAUGGAAGUUAUGUUGGCGAAGUACUCUCCGAACAGUUUCAGCACUGGAAGAUUUUCCUAACUCUUUUUGGAUCUCGACAGUCCAUUUUCGAGCGAAUAACUUUGGAUUAGCCAUAAUUUUCCGAAUAAUCAAUCGCUCGUCAGUUGCGUUGAAAAUCUUAUUUGGCGCAAUUCUCCCCUUAUUUAUUAUACAAUUCUCGUGCAGAAAUCUUUCUAUAAUGUGCAGCACUGUGGAUGUACUUAAAAAUACCAUGUUGGCAAUUUUUCUAAUAGAUUGCCCAUUUUUGAAAUGUUUUAAAACCAGUUCUUGCUGUUCAACUGUUGCCAUUUUUUCAUUCCAUUUUUUAAAUAGUUAUUAGAUCACUCUAAAAAUGAAGCAGUACUGCACUUAAUGAUAAAAUAAUACUUAAUUAGUAUACAGUGUGUUAAUUAAUUAUCGUACCCGACAUCAUCAUUGCAAGU